AUGGCAGUAUUAAUGCAUUUAGUUCGAAACAGUCCAGCAGGAAGCCUAUACACAACAAUAAAUUCAACAACAGUUGGUCAACAUGAGAAGCUAAAAUCUAGAAGGGUAAAUGAAAUGAACAAAGAUGCUGCUGAUGUUUAUGCUGAAAACUGGAAAGAAAUAGCACGAGAUAAAAUACCUAAUGAUUGGAAUCUGUUACAGUCGUUGGGUAACCACGAGUUCGACGACGGGGUGGAAGGUCUCGAGCCGUUCCUGAAGACUGUUAAGACACCUUCGGUGGCCGCCAAUCUCGACCUCUCAGCAACUCCAGGCCUGGCCCAGGGCAACCUCCACAGCUCCUGGAACCUCAUGGUCGCAGGCGUCAACGUCUCAAUCAUUGGCUACCUCACUCCCCAGACCAGUUAUCUGGCACGGCCAAGACCCGUCAAGUUCUUUGAUGAGAUACCUGUACUUCGGAACCUUUCAAAAGAGGCAAAGGAGCAAGGGGCGAAGAUAGUCAUAGCCUUAGGGCAUUCCGGUUUCACUAUGGACAAGGAAAUCGCCAAGAACGUUCCGGAUGUAGAUGUGGUCGUUGGAGGACACUCAGACACCUUUCUUUACACAGGCACGCCUCCAGACAUCGAAGUCCCAGAAUCGACAUAUCCUCACGUGGUGACACAAGCAUCAGGAAAGAAAGUACCUGUAGUACAGGCAUACGGGUACACCAAAUAUCUCGGACAUUUGGUCUUGGAAUUCGAUGAUCAAUACAAUCUAGUCUCAUCCAGUGGCAAUCCCAUCCUAUUGGAUUCUUCGAAACCUCAAGCAAAACAUGACGGUAACUCUGGACGAGGAAGUGGGAAGCAGCCUGGUCGAUCUUGUGGGGAUUGCAGGUCGAAGGAAUGCAAUCUCGGCAAUUUCAUCUCCGAUGCUCUUGUCGACUAUCACGCACAGACCGAGACCUCACAUCAUGCUGGUUGGACCAACGCACCCAUAGGCAUCAUGAACGGUGGUUCGAUUCGGACUUCCGUGCCAUUGAUGGAAUCUAGAGGGAGAAUUUCGGAAGGAGAUUUAAUCACCAUAAUACCGUUUGACAACCCGAUAUCAAGGGUAACACUUAGCGGCGAGGUUCUCAAGGAUGUCCUGGAGACAAGCGCGCGACAGAUUGGCGCAGGGAGCUUUCUCCAAGUAUCAGGCCUUCGUGUCACAUACGACCUCACAAAAGAACCUGGAUCUAAAGUGGUCUCCGUGGAAACGCUUUGUGGCGCCUGCAGCGUCCCAACCUACAGUCCACUCAGGCUCAACGACACCUACAGCAUCCUCGUCACAGAGUACUUAGUCCAAGGUGGAGACCAGUUUUUACAGUUCCAAACAGCUCCUGGAGUUCAGACAGAGUUGCUCCAUUGGAAUGACUUGGAGGCUGUGCGGAGCUAUAUGGUAAAGCGACAGCCGGUCUAUCCGGCAGUGGAGAAUCGCCUUCGAUUCGUAUCGGAAGAUUCCGUCUUACACUCAUCGGCGAACUUCGCAUCAUCGUCCGUCGUUGUAGUGGCGACGGCAGUCUUCAUCAUUUUCUUUUUGGGAGUAUGACGAAAAUUUCAAUAUUAAACCACGUCACAUUCCAUCUUAUUGCAAUUCUCCGUGGUUUAGGCCAAUGUAUUUGAAAUUAAGCUAUUAAGUUUUAAAAACUUGUUCUUGUAAAGAAGCAAAGGUUAACUGAUUUUUAACAUUCCUUUUUGGCGUAAUAGCUGAAUGAAAGAUAUUAAGAAAAAAAGUAUUUUCUGUAUUGUUAACAAAUAAUUUGUUGUAUAGUAAUAGUAUUUUUGAAUUAUGGAAGGCUCGUGAACGUAUGUUGCUAUUUCUUGUUCUAAGAUAAGAAAGUCUUAUUGAGAAUAAGUAUUCUACAAUUAUUAAGAAAAAUUCUUAUGUAUUAUGUCAAACUUUCGAUUUCUGAAAGUAAUUAAGUGUUUGAGAUUAUAAGUUUUCGAUUUAAAGUAUGAUAGUAAUUUGAAUGCUGUAAUUAUGUUAGUAAUUUAAUUGCGGAAUAAAUUGUGACGAAAUUUAUAAUAAUUAUAUGUACAACCAAAGAUUUUAAUACCUGCACUAUGGGUGUAGUUUAAAUGUGUCAAAUAGAAUAUUAAUGUCUAUUUUUUAGCUGAGUUAAGAGCUCUUGGUACAGUGUGGAUUUUUUAUGAUGUAAACUUUUGUUUUAGUUACUGGAUAUUUUUAAAAUACACUUAUUACCGUCCUAACGCGUAAAGCAACUUGUUGAUAAUAAACUGUUUUCUUGUUACUGUUCUUUAAA
Messenger RNA from Nezara viridula (southern green stink bug), 2278 nucleotides. NCBI's taxonomy places the organism in Eukaryota, Metazoa, Arthropoda, Insecta, Hemiptera, Pentatomidae. The record is from the annotation of a GenBank genome assembly.